This is a messenger RNA of Phoenix dactylifera (date palm), 1428 nucleotides long. RefSeq names its product tetraspanin-3-like. The record is from RefSeq and is a predicted model, not a curated record. Gene Ontology annotation, cellular component: membrane. NCBI's taxonomy places the organism in Eukaryota, Viridiplantae, Streptophyta, Magnoliopsida, Arecales, Arecaceae. Gene Ontology annotation, biological process: auxin-activated signaling pathway.
CUACUGAUAUUUAUUUGCCCAUCAUCUCUUCGGCCCCACCACCGCACCGGCCUCGCUCCUGAUAGAUUUCCGCCACGCUCGCAUUCCUUCAUUUGAUAUCCUCCUCUGCAUCCCAUAUCAAAAAACAGAGGAAAACCGGAUAGAAGAGAGAAGAGAGAGCCGAAAAGAGAGACUCAUUGGUUGGUACUAGUUGUAUCAGUCGAGAUGUUGAGGGGGAGCACGGGGCUCAUAGGAGUGGUGAACUUUAUAACGUUUCUGGGGUCGAUUCCGAUACUGGCAGGAGGGAUAUGGCUGGGCGCCAGGGCCAACAACACGGACUGCAUCCGCUUCCUCCAGUGGCCUAUCAUCAUCAUAGGGGUGACCAUCAUGGUGAUCUCGCUCAUGGGCUUCGCCGGCGCCUGCUACCGCAUCUCCUGGCUUCUCCGCCUCUACCUCUUCGUCAUGUUCUUCGUCAUCGUCGCCCUCGUGGGGUUCAUCAUCUUCGCCUUCUCCGUCACCGACCGCGGCCACGGAGAGGUCAUCAUGAACCGCGGCUUCCUCGAGUACCAGCUCAACGACUACUCUGGGUGGCUUAAGGACCGCGUCUCCGACCCUGGCUACUGGCCCAAGAUCAGCGCCUGCCUUCGCGACGCCGGCGCCUGCAAGGGGAUGGCCCACUAUGUCCGUGACCCGACCACCGGCAUGCAGAUGCCGGAGUCCGCCGACAUGUUCUACCGGCGCAAUCUCUCCCCCAUCGAGUCUGGGUGCUGCAAGCCGCCCACAUCAUGUGGCUUCACUUAUGUUAAUGAGACGUAUUGGACUCCUGGAGGAGGAGGGAUCGCGGUGCCCGACACUGACUGCAACCAGUGGAACAACGACCAGCGGCAGCUAUGCUACCAGUGUGACUCCUGCAAGGCUGGGGUUCUUGCGAGCAUCAGGCACAGCUGGAGGAAGGUCUCCGUGAUCAACAUUGUGGUGCUGAUCGUUCUUGUGAUCGUAUACGUCCUUGGAUGCGCUGCAUUCAGGAACAGCAAGAGGAUAGAUAACGAUGAGCCAUUCGGAGAGAACAGGAUGACUAAAGCAAGGCCUAGCAGGAUCCAGUUUUAAACAGGCCUGCAAGAUAUCAGUGUUAUGUAAAAAAGAAGGUAUUGGACACUUGGAUGGAUUAGAAGGUUGGGUAUAUGAUCGUCACUUGUAUCCUUUUUAUUUCAACAGCAAUUGCUUCUUGGUCUUUUGACAGACCUGAGGAAGAGCAGGAGGCUUGUGUCAAAUUUCUGUAUGCUUGUUUUAUCCUUGUAGUUUUGUUUCGGUCCAUCCUGUUUCAGUACAGUACAAGCUAUCUACUGAAAAAAAAAGCAGUUAUUGCAUCCCUAGUCUCCUAGAAGUUUUAUUUUAGCCUUUUUUUUCACAUAUUAUGCAGAAAUUGGAAUGAGUUUUGCUUGUGUUGAA